UGCCGCUCAAAUCAUCACCACACACAUCAGCAAAGACUUGCUUAGAGCCAUUCCAUCACAUAUACUAUCUCUACCAUCUACGGGACGGUUCACUCUGCCAUCUACGCAAUGGAACAGCCAAAUUCUGCUCCUUACGUGUCUAGUCCCUAUUCUAACAUGGUGGAUCUGCCUUCUUCCCACAUGCUGUUCCGUCCUGCGUCAAACGGUCCGACUACACCAGACUCUCGCCAGCACUCGUUCGAUGAGAGCUCGCUCUUCAGCACCGUGCCUCAGGAGAUUUUGAACUUCCCAGUGUCCAGAGUCGUGGAGAGUUCGCUCGAUCCACGGCUCAUGGAUAUGCCAGGCACUGUGAGCCCGGGAUCAUCGAGGAAUUCCAUGAGCCCAUCUCAAGGAAUCGCAACACCACCAUCCGACGGAUUAUAUUUGCCACCCUACCCUGAACAAUUACAACUCCCUCCAUAUCAGCUCCUUGAGCAACCGCUACCAUUCCGAUCAUGUUCGACAAGCCACCCCAAUUGGGCGAACAGUGGCGGUGACUGGGAACGCACCUACGCUGAAAACGAUCUCUGGAGUACUCAGCCCUUCGUGGCACAAGCUUGGGUUCCUGGCUUGUAUGAUGGAUAUGCUCCAUCCAACAUGCAGCCCAGCCACGCACAUGCAAGCAAUAGCUCCUCCUUUCCUCCAUUCACAUCUGCUGUGCCGAGUCAAUUUCCGUUACAUGAGGCUGUUCAGCCGAGAGCUGCCGCGGACUCGCCUGCCGGUGAAGAUGACAACGAGGAUGCAGACUCCUCUGACGAAGAGUCUGACUGGGAUGAAGAGGUAUCCGACUAUAGCCAUUCUGGAUCAUCGUCGUCGAAGUCGAAGACAAAAACCAAACCACCUUGUGUGCGGCAAGAUAGAUGGAUGGUCCCGACCAGCGCCAUACAACAUUUGGAGACACGAGGCUACGCAUGCAACGUGCCAGGAUGUACCACAGCUUUCGUUCGACCGGAACAUCUUCGAAGACACAUCAGGUCCAAGCACAGUGACGUAAAGGAAUAUAUUUGCGUCGUACCUGAAUGCAAAACCAACCCGUUCUCGCGGGGCGACAACCUGCGUGAUCACUACUGGACACAUGUCCAGCGCGGCGGCCGCAAUGGAAAGAACACAAAAUUUACGCUCCAAGAACUUAGGGCGAUACUAGGGCCAAAGGAGAGGAAGCUGAUGAAGGUACUUCGCGAAAAGCUGAGACGCCACCAAGUAAAGGAGCAACUGAAGAAGGAGCAGCGGCCAACACGGUCAGCGUACGCCGCAAGUUCCAUGUAGCAUUCAUUCUGAAUCAUUUCGGGUUUCUAGACUUUUAGAGUCGGUGUUGAGGAAGUAUGUGAUUUUAUUAGUUACAUGUUUCAUGGGAUAUUGGGUAUAUACAGGCGUCAUAUAAGAUUCUAAAUGAACAUUCCACCACAC
This is a messenger RNA of Didymella exigua CBS 183.55, 1446 nucleotides long. RefSeq lists its product as uncharacterized. Gene Ontology annotation, biological process: regulation of transcription by RNA polymerase II. The transcript is spliced from 2 exons. The record is from RefSeq and is a predicted model, not a curated record. Lineage: Eukaryota; Fungi; Ascomycota; Dothideomycetes; Pleosporales; Didymellaceae. Gene Ontology annotation, molecular function: RNA polymerase II cis-regulatory region sequence-specific DNA binding; DNA-binding transcription factor activity, RNA polymerase II-specific. Bases 109 to 1305 code for a protein of 398 amino acids.